AUGGCCGACUUCAACAAAGCUGGGGCUGAGCCUUUUGGAAGCCCCCCUGUUUGGGCCGAAACCCGCCAGGCUCUUUGUGAUGCCCUGCCUUAUUACAAGGCUCACCAGAGCAGUGGCUACACCAGCGGCAAGAUCCUCAAGGGAUUUCUCAUUGCCGGUUUUCCUUCUGUUCGAGACCGCAUGGAUACAGAGGUCAUCAUCACUGCGCUUGGUGGUGGCAGAGAGCGUGAUCAGAACGGCGACCUGGUCCGAGUCAAGGAUCCCCAAAAGUCGAACAAGGAAUCUGCCCACACAGCUAUGAUGGGUGCAAUGCCCGUUGAUGCCAACUACCCCGGCUUGUCCAUCGCUACCGAGCACAAGUAUAAUGUCAUGGGGUUCUUCACCAUCACUGAUAUUUGGUCUGAGGUAGACGCCACUGGUCAAACCUUUAACAAGAUUCGACUUGAGAAGGCCGACCGUUCUACGCCGUCUUGGUGGCAGGCAAAGGCUGAAGUUCAACACACGGUCAAGCCUCGGGAGUUCAGUGACGUUCGUCAAAACUGUCGCAAGUGCUCGAAGAUGUCGAAGCAGUACUUCGUUCAGGGAUGGACCUGCCUGAAUGCUCACUGCGAAGAGUGCUUCACCUUUCCAUCGGACGUCGACACCAAGGGGCUUACAGCCGCUUCCCACUGCGCCGCAACCCUUGCUUGGUGCACCGACUGCCAUGAGCACUCCAAGUCGAUCUUCUCUUCUGGAUGGACUUGUCUCAACAAUCGCUGCAGACGCUUUUUCAAGUUUCCAGCUGGAGUGGACGUCACUCAUUUGGAAUACUCUGCUGACUUCCUUCAGGAGAGAACAUCUUUUCAACUCCCGAAGCAGCCUAUCCGUCCCGCCAUUCCUUCCAUGGAAGGCUACUUGGGCACAGAAAAGGCAAUGCGUGCGGGCAUCGUCUGCCCUCAAUGUCAUGGUUGCUCAAGGCGAAUCGACUGGACACACUGGGCUUAUGAGAACCCAGCGUGCAGCUUUGUCUUGAUGGCUACGCCGACUUCAUACUCUCUGCAGCACAUCCUCCAAGAGGAGACACGCACCAAGAGGAACUCAGCCAACAGGCCCAGAGCACUUGAUACAAGCAUUCUGCAGCACCGUGCUCAGAUCAAUGGUUUUCCAAUUGAGCAGUAUCUUCUCCCGGAUCCCUUCAACACCAGUAACAUCAUUGGCUCGGUCAGCAUCAUCCGCACGAACCAGGAAAUCAACUGCCAGCCUGGUGGUCCUGACAAGAUGUGGGAGAUCUCUAACGAGACUGUUGACACCCUCGGCCUGACCAGAAACCCUGUGUUUCAGAGCGGAUCAACCGGAGAGAAGCUGACCCGGAACUUUCUCCAAAACUGGGGCGCCCCUUACAAGUUCAUUGUCGCGGUGGAUUCAAUGCCGUUUUCAGCGGCCCCUGAAGCGCUCAUGGGAGCCCUCAAGAGAAUGGAGUGGGCUGGCCGCGCAUCGGUUGAGAUGACGAACGAAGUCCUGGGAACUGCCAGCAGCCCUGCUCAACACAUUGGGUUGACUCGGGACCCAUCCAUCACUCGCGGCUUUACCGAGUUCAACGAGCUCUUGUCAAUCGGCUACAUGGAACAGGACAAGAUCAGCUAUCACGACGACGGAGAAGACACCUUGGGCCCUACGGUAGCUACACUUUCUUUGGGAAGCCCGGCCAUCAUGUGCUUCGCCAAAAAGCCGAAGAAGAAGGGAAAGGAGGAGUGUGUCCUCAAGUUCCCUAUAUAUCACGGCGACAUCGUAGUAAUGCAUGGCCCCCGCAUUCAUGAAGCAUAUCUGCAUAAAGUCGACCCCAAGGGAAAGCGUCGCAUCGCUCUGACCUGCAGAAACAUCGACCUCAAGCACCCGAGUUUCACCCCUCAAGACCGAGAUGAUGCAAUCAUGAAGAGCACUGUGCCGCCGGUAUCCAAGGUCUGGGACUACCCGAAGCCCGGUGACAGCGAGGAAGUCGAAAUGCAGCCUUGCAGUAACUGCUUGACUCCGGCUCACAAUAAACCGGUCGUGCCCAGCGCUACUGCGCCCAUGACCACCACCAUCACCACAUCUGGGGUCAAGGAUCCUGCAGGAGAGAGCGAUGCUCCACGUCGUCGAAUCACGCGCACCCAUGCCAGAAAGCGCGUUGCAACUGAUCUCAACGACGGUACCUACAGCGAGGGAGAGGCUUCUCGCUCUCGCACUGCCAAGAAGCGCAGAACCAAAGCCUAA
Messenger RNA from Colletotrichum orchidophilum, 2232 nucleotides. RefSeq lists its product as uncharacterized. Bases 1 to 2232 code for a protein of 743 amino acids. The transcript is spliced from 6 exons. The record is from RefSeq and is a predicted model, not a curated record. Gene Ontology annotation, biological process: DNA repair. Lineage: Eukaryota; Fungi; Ascomycota; Sordariomycetes; Glomerellales; Glomerellaceae.